AUGAAUGAAACGAAUUGUUCAAUAAUAAGAUUUAAUAAACCUCAAAUUAGUCAAUUUCAUCGAUGGAUAGCUGUAUCGUAUACUUUGUUAUUUAUCGUAUCAUUUACAGCGAAUUUACGGGUACUGUUUAAAUUAUGUCAUUAUACUCGACGACGAUUUCGUGAUCAUAUUUUAUUGUUAAAUUUAUGUGCUGCAGAUUUAUUUGUUACAAUGACAUAUAUGCCAAGUGAAAUUUAUACAUAUACUAUUGGGAACUUUUACAACGAUGCUAUAUGCAAAUUAAUGGCUGUGAUGAAAGCACUCGGAAUUUAUGUAUCGAGUUGUAUGAUUAUAGGUAUUAGUUUCGACCGUUAUCUAUCAAUUGUACAUCCACUUAGUUUCUACGGAUCGAAUAAACGAAAUAAAAUUAUUGUCAUAUUAUCGUGGGUUGUUAGCAUUAUAGCAUGCGUACCACAAGCUAUUGUCUUCAAACGUCUUACAAAUGAUGCUUUAUGUAGUGAGAUGUGUGGUGACACAUUAUCGGAUAGUCCUGUAAAACGAAUUGCUUAUAAUGUAGCUGUUACCAUUUUUGCUUAUAUAGCACCAUUAUUAACAAUACUCUAUUCUUAUUUUCGAAUACUACAUGUCCUACAUAAACGUUGUAAUCAACAAACAUUUCAAUUUUCCAACGAUCAUCGUCAUCGUCAUGAUUCAGAAAAAACACCUUCAUUAAUCCAACAAGAUAUUAAUACGGUUAAUGUUAAAACAAUGACACGAGCCAAACUAAAAACAUUAAAAUUAACAGCAGUUAUUGUCAUAGCAUUCAUAGUGUGUUGGACACCGUAUUAUUUGGUUGUAUUUUACUUAUUGAUUACGGAUGCACAGAUAAAGGAAACGACACCACCUGUCGAUAUUCAACAACCAUCUAAUGAUGAACGAUCAUUAUUGAUCGUCAUGAUGUUAGCCGUAUCAAAUAGUGUCUUAGACCCAAUUAUUUAUGCGGCGGAGGUGUGA
Didymodactylos carnosus is the source of this 993-nucleotide messenger RNA. NCBI's taxonomy places the organism in Eukaryota, Metazoa, Rotifera, Eurotatoria, Philodinida, Philodinidae. The record is from the annotation of a GenBank genome assembly.